Oldenlandia corymbosa var. corymbosa is the source of this 1839-nucleotide messenger RNA. The record is from the annotation of a GenBank genome assembly. Lineage: Eukaryota; Viridiplantae; Streptophyta; Magnoliopsida; Gentianales; Rubiaceae.
AUGCUGCAGUUUCGUAAUCUGGAAAGGGGUGUUGACAUCCUAGUUGCCACUCCUGGGCCCCAGGUUGAUAUGAUAGAACGAGCUAGAGUGUCGCUUUGGAAUGUGAAGUUCUUGGCUCUAGAUGAGGCUGAUAGGAUGCUGGAUAUGGGGUUUGAGCCUCAAGUUCGGAGAAUUGUCCAGCAAAUGGAAAUGCCAUGUGCAGGUGUCAGGCAGACUAUGCUUUUCAUUGCAACAUUCCCUACUGAGAUACAACGACUUAAGCUAGUGAUGGAUUCCAUUAUUUGGGCUUUCCGGCGUACUGUAUGGAAUAUUGCUGAAACUGGAUUGGUACUUUUACUAGAGAUUCUCAAGAAAUUUCAGGCCUCUGAAUUCCGUAAUCAAUUUUACCAAUCAUACUUUUUAAGAAUCGAGGAGGAGAUGUUCGUGGUUUUAACAGAUACAUUUCAUAAGCCUGGGUUCAACCUACAGGUUUUAGUGCUGCCGCAUUUAUUUAGUCUGGUAGGAUCAGAUACAUUAACAGAACCUUUGUGGGACAUCUCCACAGUUUACUACCAGUAUUCAAAUAAUGAAAUGUUUGUGCGUGAAUAUACCAAUAAGCUCUUACAGAAGAUGCUCCCAAACAUGACAGAGGCUGAGGUUGCACGAUUUGUGAGAAGGCUUCUUGAAUCAAAGUCUGAGCUCUCCAAAUUUAAGCACCAUAUGAGAGACUUCCUUCUGUUAUCAAAAGAACUUCAGCUAGGGUAUACUUUGACAGCUCAUGAUUGCUGCUUGCUGUUCUUCCCUUCUCUCACACAACGAACUUUCUCUAUUCUAAAGUCCACCGAAUUAGGGAACUCCCUCAGAACAAAAAUAUUACAGCAACGGAUGUUGAGUGCCCUGAAGUCCUCAUCUGGGAUGUUAAAGCCCAACCUUAAGCAUGUUGUUCAAGAGGCAGGGGAGUCUCGCCUUGAUUUGGCAUUGACAGGAUACAAGGAUAUUGUUGAAUUUGCCCUCAUAACGUGCCCAUCCGAACCCUUAGAGCUUUCUGGAGGGAAGGAUGAGAUUGCGGUCCUCUGGAAUAUUCAAGAUCACAGAUAUGCAUCUGCUAGUAAUGGAUCAAAGGCCUUCUGUUCUACUGGGUCAAUCAUUAAACUUGCUGAUGGUUCUCCUGUCUGGCCACAUGGUUUUUUCAGGGGCGUAAUUAUAUUGUUGAAGAUGUGCAGUGUUGCCCAUCAAGGAAAUAGGCCAAUGUUGAAGGGAACCCCAGAUAAGGUUUUUGCCAAGAAGCUAUCCUCUGCAGCUGAAAUCAAGAAGGUUGACGAGGGUAGUUCUGAUGGGAAAGUGAAGAAGUGGAUGCUACUAUUUCUGGUGGAGAGUUUGAGGAUGGUCUCAACUGAGAGCAGCUCGAAUAAAACAUCUUCAGAAAGUGAUGAUGAAGGGUUGUCGUCUGAGGAAGAGAAGCCUAGCAAGGCCCCUCAAAAAAAGGAGGAGAUAAUGGCAAUUGAAAAGCAUUACGAGGUUCCCUUCAAAGAACAAAUGGAGAUUUCUAAGUGUACAACCAAAAUAAAUCUUGGCAUCGGAGAUUUUGUGCGGUUCAUCUUGGGAAUCAAAGUUUUCUCCAAUGCUAUUAUAGAUGAAGACGGUAACAUGGGUAUGGCUGCUGUUUUGAACACAUUGUAUAACUUCAAAGAAACAGAUGGAUGCAAAGUUGACAUCCAGUGGGUGCCAUCAAAAGUAAAUGCUGCAGCAGAUUAUGCGAGUAGGCUGGCUGCGAGAUCAAUGAGAGAUGUUGCUGGUGUGCAAGAACGUCUUGAAAAGAUAAAAAAUGAAGUUUAUCUUAUUAUUCCAUCUUCGUGGUAG